UAGACAAUGACUUGUACACGCCUAGUAAACGUUAGUCUGUUUAGGUCAUAAGAAUGUUUAGAGGACGCAGACAAAGGGGACGGGGACGAGGACGAAGACCGCCCCUGGAGCGGAAAUAUGGAUUCUUCAGUUGUCCAUCAUGUAAAGGACAUUGGGAGAGCGCCCAGGUAUACUGUAUCGAAGGGACAGAGAAGGUAUACUUCAAACAAGAAUGCAAGCGAUGCAAUAUAGCAUGCAACCCCUACAGAGUAGAAGACAUAGCAUGUCCCAGGUGUGGAUUACCUGUAGCAGACUGCAAAGAAAACGGUGGUUGUUACGAUGACGACGACGACGACGACGACGACGACAACGACUACGACGACGACGACGACAACGAACGACACGUAGAUGCGAAGAAGCCACACCGAGAAGACCUGUGUCUAAAGUGUCGUUCUGGCUGGAAGUGUACCUGAGAAGGACAUACCGUAGUUGAAUCCCGUGUCGUUUCCCGAGUAUAGCCAUGUAUUAUCUUAAAGUUCUCGGAUCCUGCGCCAACUUUCAUUUUGGUUUUAAUUAGUUAAUUUUAUAUAUUUAUAGUCAAUGAAGCAAACUAUACAUCAAACAC
Pecten maximus is the source of this 604-nucleotide messenger RNA. Its product is annotated as zygote arrest protein 1-like. Bases 54 to 452 code for a protein of 132 amino acids. Gene Ontology annotation, cellular component: cytoplasm. The record is from RefSeq and is a predicted model, not a curated record. Gene Ontology annotation, molecular function: mRNA base-pairing post-transcriptional repressor activity. Lineage: Eukaryota; Metazoa; Mollusca; Bivalvia; Pectinida; Pectinidae. The transcript is spliced from 2 exons. Gene Ontology annotation, biological process: translation.